This is a messenger RNA of Anolis carolinensis (green anole), 906 nucleotides long. RefSeq names its product galanin and GMAP prepropeptide (gene gal). The transcript is spliced from 7 exons. Gene Ontology annotation, molecular function: neuropeptide hormone activity; galanin receptor binding. Bases 271 to 693 code for a protein of 140 amino acids. Gene Ontology annotation, biological process: neuropeptide signaling pathway. The record is from RefSeq and is a predicted model, not a curated record. Gene Ontology annotation, cellular component: secretory granule; extracellular region. NCBI's taxonomy places the organism in Eukaryota, Metazoa, Chordata, Lepidosauria, Squamata, Anolidae.
UGCCCUGCCUGAGCCACUUUGAGGCCGUGGGCGGCUCUCGCCCCUUGCUUCUCCCGGGGGGAAGGAGAGGCCAGCCCGGGCUCCAUAAAUACGCGGGGAAAGGCGAGGCUGGGCUGCCACUUCCCCGCCUCGCCGCCCUGAAAGGCAUGCAGUGAACAGAGACCGCGAGAGACCCGCCGAGGACCGCCGCCGCCGCCCCAUCUACCGCGCUCUCUUUCCAGCCGAGUCCAGCGAGGAGCGCCUCUCAGGGCCCAGCCUUCGCUCUCCAAGAUGCAGAGGUGGAGUAGCCUCCUGUUCGUCUCCUUAAUCUUUAGCUUUGCCCUUUCUGAGAGUUUCGGGCUGGUUUUAUCUGCUAAAGAGAAAAGAGGAUGGACUAUGAAUAGCGCUGGCUAUCUACUUGGCCCACGUCGUAUUGAACAGCUCCUCAAGGAAAUGCCCAGUACAAGGGGGAAAGAAGAGCCACCUGGGGAAUAUGCAAUAGACAGAGUUUUUAAUGACAAGCAUGGUUUAGCUGGCAAACGUGACAUACAGCCCGAAGAAAAUAUAAAAGCAGGUUUUUUUGGAAGACCAUUAACUGAUGCCAAUAUUAUGCAUACAAUUAUUGAAUUUUUGACCUACUUACAUCUUAAAGAAGCUGGAGCUCUUGAUAACAUACCUACAACAGUUUCUUCAGAAGAGACAGAUCAAUCUUGAAAGAGAAUGUAUAUAUCCUGUGUUAUAAAUUGCCUAAUCAGAGCUUUGAACAAGACAAGAUGAUAUUCACGAUUUACAUUUACCUUACAUUUACGCUUCUUGUGAUCACUUUCCUUUUGUCUGUUUUCCCCUGGUAAUGUUAUAUUGUAAGGGUUUUUUUUGCUUGAUAAAAAAUACUGUAGAUAAAUGACACAAUAAAAAAUAGCAGCUGCA